Messenger RNA from Lachancea lanzarotensis, 888 nucleotides. RefSeq names its product LALA0S05e06810g1_1 (gene FPY1). The record is from RefSeq and is a predicted model, not a curated record. Bases 1 to 888 code for a protein of 295 amino acids. The transcript has a single exon. Lineage: Eukaryota; Fungi; Ascomycota; Saccharomycetes; Saccharomycetales; Saccharomycetaceae.
AUGUUCAAAAGACUUUUAACAACCACCUCUAGCCCUGUUUUGUCUUGGUAUUCCUCUCAAAAAAUGCCACUCGUCAAUGCAGCAUGUUUGAUUAUCGGCGAUGAGGUCCUAAAUGGUAAAAUCACUGACACCAAUUCCCGAUUCUUUGCUCAAUAUUGUUACCGGUUAGGCGUUAAUCUUCGAGAAAUAGCAACCAUUGGGGACCAAAAGGAUCAGAUUUCAAGCUCGAUCACGCGUCUCAGCGCAGAGAAUGAUUUUGUGAUCACUUCAGGUGGCAUUGGCCCAACCCACGACGAUAUCACAUACGAAUCCAUUGCCAGCGCUUUCAAUCUGCAUUGCAAACUCGACAAUCAAUGCCAAGAUCGUAUGCGAAAAAUCUCCAAGCCGGAACAACGAUACGAUUCUGACGCACUCAAAGAUUUUUACCGGAUGGCCACGUUACCAACCGGUCCAGAUGUGCACAACUAUUACGUUUUGGACGAAUUAUGGGUACCCAUAGUGGGAAUCAGCAAAAAAGUUUACAUUUUGCCUGGGAUCCCACAGCUUUUCGAAAAACUGCUAAAUGCGUUUGAACCCACACUUAAACAAUUGUACGAUGUCAACGAAAGAAACCCUCAUCUUUACGAACGGUAUUUUAUUAAAACCAAAAAAUCGGAAUCUGAAAUCUCAGCGUUUCUACGUGAACUGCAAUCGCGGUGCCUGACGGUCUCCAAGGAAAUCAAAAUUGGUUCGUAUCCACACUAUGGAAUGGGGUUUAAUACUGUGAGUAUCCUGGGUCUCAAAGAGCAUAACAUUUUCCUCAAAGAGUUGGUAAAGGAAUCGUUACAAAAGCUUGAUGGUACGCCAAUAACGGCCGAGGAGGAACAACGGUAUUCCGAUGCAAGAUAA